UCAGCCAAUGGCCUACAAGCCUGGAAAAUUUUGCAGGGCAGUUUUACUGGAUAGCUUUGCAGAGCUGUGCCAUUUGAAUUUAAGCACACACAUAUCCACACACUGUGCUCUCCAUUUCUGGCUCGUCUCCCAGCACAGAGAGCUUAGCGAGAUUUGGGUCUCUCUCUCUCUCCCCUCUGCAGCGACAGUUUCUCCAGGCUCUGCUAGUUAGGACUCCCCAAGCAAAUCAUGGAGGACACCACUCUGCAAAUUAUCGAACAACCAACUGCCUCUGAGACCUCUGAGGAGCAAGCAGCAGAGGAACCGAUCAAAUCAGACCAGAUCAAUGGGGUGAUGGUGCUGACCCUUUUGGACAAGAUCAUUGGGGCAGUGGAUCAGAUCCAGAUGACCCAGGCUCAGCUGGAAGAGAGACAGCAAGAGAUGGAUAGCGCAGUGUCCAGCAUCCAAGGCGAAUUGACCAAGCUCACAAAAGCACACACCACCACCAGCAACACUGUGAACAAGAUGCUUGAAAAAGUGCGAAAGGUGAGCGUCAAUGUGAAAACCGUCCGGCAGAACCUGGAGAAGCAAGCUGGGCAGAUCAAGAAGCUGGAGGUCAAUGAAGCAGAGCUGCUGAAGCGAAGGAACUUCAAAGUCAUGAUCUACCAGGAUGAAGUGAAGCUCCCAUCCAAGGUGAGCAUCAGCAAGUCUUUGAAGGAGACUGAGAAGCAAGAGAAGGAAGGGGAGGGUGAGGAGGAGCCCCUGGGUGAGGACCACGCUGAUGAGGACCGCAUCCAGCUUUCCUCAGAUGAGGAGGUGGAGAUUGAGGAAAUCAUUGAGGAAUCCCGGGCAGAGCGCAUCAAGAGAAGCGGCAUGAAGAGGGUGGAUGACUUCAAGAAAGCUUUCUCCAAGGAGAAGAUGGAGAAGACAAAGAUAAAGACCAAGGAAAACCUAGAGAAAACCAAGCAUAACCUGGAGAAGACCCGGCACAACCUGGAGAAGAGAAUGAACAAGCUAGGCACCAAGAUCGUGACCAAUGAAAGAAGGGAGAAGAUGAAGACCUCUCGGGACAAACUGAAAAAGUCUUUCACCCCUGACCACACCAUUUAUGCCAGGUCCAAGACAGCUGUCUACAAGGUGCCACCUUUCACUUUCCAUGUCAAGAAGAUCAGAGAGGGUGCAGUGGAAGUGAAAGCCACAGAGAUGGUGGAAGUGGGAGGGGAAGAGGCAGACACAGAUCUGAUGAGAGAGGAGAGCCCUGAGAUGCACACGCUGCUGGAGAUCACAGAGGAGUCAGACGCUGUGUUGGUGGACAAGAGCGACAGUGAGUAAAGAGGCAGAGGCGCGGGAGGGUUUCUGAACGGAUGGCUGAACACGUAACCUUUCACACUGCAAGAUCUCUCUUUGUCCUGGGAGCCCCAGGGACCGUAUACACGAUGCAUCCUUAUUACUCUGGAAAGCCAAAGCCACUCCCCCACCCUGGAGGACAAGGUGUCUUUUAUAUUUUAGUUUUAGCACAUAGAGGAGGUAGGAACACAGGACUUUUUCUUUUUUCUUACACCAUUAAACCAACCCUUGGAGACCAUUCCUGCUUCAGGCUGUGUCAGAGUUUGCAAGCUGCCAGGCCCAAAGUGACAAGCAUGCAGCCAAGCAGGACUGUGCUAAAACCAAGAUAACUGUUGUACACCUAGGAAACACUCUUUCACAGCAAGGUGAAAGACUUGGUGUCAAGAAUGCUUCCUGCUCAGCAACCUGCCCAGUGCCAGAGACCAUGGAGUCCAUGCAGUUAUUUCCCACCAAGGCAGAAGGAGGAGAGAACCCGGGAUCAGAGCUGGUGGGCAACAGCCCCAUCCCUCCCCAAGAGCUAUCCCCCAUGGCCAUUCGGUCACAGAUCUUCAGUGCCUGAUGGAUCUCUGUGGCAAGGGAAGAUUUCAGCAAAUUCUGCUGGUGGGCAGAGAAUGUGUGAAGCUGCACAGUGUCGCAUGGUGCUGGGGUGGGGUCUUCCCCCACUGCUGUGACCCUGGAGGACUUGAGCAGUUUGUGUACCAAUAUGAAGGUCGCUGUUGUUACACAGCACCCAGCUACUGUGGGAACUGUGGUGCCUGUGCCCAUCCCAGUCCUGGCAUCCUACACACCCAGGGCCUGCUGCUGCCACCUUCUACACUGAUGCCACUCCACUGAGCUUCCUGGGAUGGCAUCAAUGGAGUAGGAGGCUCAGUAUAGGCUGUUACAUUCCUGUGCCUACAGUGUCUGUGGUCCUGAAGGGGUUAAAAGCCUGCCUGCUGGAGGCACAGCAAGGGGAGACCCUUGAGGAAUCCUGACAAGUGCAGGGAGCUGAGUAGGGCUGAGGGUGCCCAGUCUCGGCUCCCUACGCCUCGUGGCAGCCGUGGCUUCAGCAGCCAGUGAGAGACAUGCUCACUGGCCAAGGGGGAAAGUGAAGGUGCAAGCAGGGGGGCUGGAGGGUCCAGCCCUAGAAGCUACUCACUUCCAGAAGGGCUAGCAGAUGUGCUGAUGCCAUGGGAAGAAGACAGAGUGAGAAGGACUCAUGGUCAGGCAGAGAGCGCUUUUGACACCGGUCUGUGGGCCUGAUCCUGAGCAGUGCUGAGCACCUGUCUCACCUUUGGAAGUCUCAGCAGAACUCAGGGUCAGGCCCUGUGCAUUUCCCACCACCCGCAUCCCCACUUUCUGCCAGAUGUGCUUUCAUUGCCACAUAAGUUCUGUACCGAGGCAGCUGUAAGCUAGUGUGCAGGCUCCGGCUUGCCCCUGGGGCUUGGUGCUCUGAAUUUUGUGUACACAGGUAUUGCAAUGGCUUGCUGGGCCCCUUUAGCCAUCACACAGGAAAGGAAGGCAGGAGGGACUGUGUAUAUGUGGACACAGCACUUCUCCUGGAAAGCUGGGUGGCCUGUGGUUCCUGGCCGAGGGGGAGCUCGGAGCUGGUAAUCCCAGGAGUCCCUCGUGGCUCCCCAGAGCAGGGCAAAGCUGCAGGAGAGGUCUGGCCUGUCCCUCCCUUUGGUCUGUACCUGCUUGGCAUGGAUGCCUUCCUUAGUGCCCAGUUCCCCAUAGGAAAGCAGAGGGGUCUGUUAUUGCGAACGCAGCUAAAAUAUAUAAUCUUGCUUCUUUAUUACGAGCAUUUGCUUUUUAUUGCUCAUUGCACGCCUGUCCUGUCUGCAGCCCGGGAUUCUCCCUGCUGCCUGUGGGGCUCAGGGCUUGGGGCCUGCUCCAACCCCUCAGCUGGAGCCCAUGUCAAGGGUGGCUUUGCCAGGUGGCAUCUGGGCUCCAUCCCAGGUUCCUUUUUUUCUCUGUUGGGUUCUCUUCAAGCACUGAGAAGAUGUUCCUGGAGUGCCACGCUGACACCAGGGUGGGGCAGGAAAAGACAAAGCUGGAUGGGCUUUUGCCAUUUCCAGGCUUCCUGGGCCCCAGGAUGGGAGCACAGACCAAGAAGGCAGCUCCAAUCUACCCGCCCUGCCAGCCCCAUCAGCUCCAACCGCUGUGGUGGGAUAUUGAACUCCAAGCAGUCCCAAAGGAGCCUGGGGUGGGCAAGGGGGAGCCCAGCCUACCCCAGGUUUCGAUCAGUCCUCUGCUUGCUGCCAGAACUACAUGUCUCAGUCCCAUUAGACUCCCCCAGCCCUGGGCCUGCCAGCAGCAGACAUGUACUGGAUUGUAGCAGCCCCCCAGCCCAGAGCCUGGCCCUACUGCCCAGGGGAAUCCCUCUAGCAAGGGUGGGGAUCUUGAAACUGGCUGUAGCACGAACUCCUGCUUCCAGACCACUCUGCAGGGGAAGAGCCCUGCAGGCCCAGGGCUGGUGGAGGAGUAUCUGGGACGAGGUGGUUGUCCAUAGGCGUUCUCCAUUUCUAAGGGCCCAUCUAUUGUUUUUUACAUAUCUAUUUUUUCUUACACAGAAGCUGUAGCCUAGAGUACCUGACAUCCAGGGCAUGGGCAGGCAUUAGCCUCAGGAGGUUGAAGGACAUCUGGGUUUGGUACCACACUUGGCAUUGCUGACCCCCCACUGGGGGAUGGAGCGAUGUUUGUCUAUGGAGGGGGGCAGAGAUCGUGUCCAAGGCCCCCUCCCAUGCCAGGGUGUGACAUGUAGCUGUGGGGUGAUGGGAGCUUAGAUAAAGCUUUAUUCGUUUUCUAUGACUGCAUCCUGGUGAGCAGCUCAACUAAUAAAGUUUCUUUUCUAAAAGGACAA
Alligator mississippiensis (American alligator) is the source of this 4168-nucleotide messenger RNA. It is a transcript of the gene CAVIN1, whose product is annotated as caveolae associated protein 1. Gene Ontology annotation, cellular component: cytoplasm; caveola. Gene Ontology annotation, molecular function: rRNA primary transcript binding. Gene Ontology annotation, biological process: transcription initiation at RNA polymerase I promoter; termination of RNA polymerase I transcription. Lineage: Eukaryota; Metazoa; Chordata; Crocodylia; Alligatoridae. Bases 229 to 1311 code for a protein of 360 amino acids. The transcript is spliced from 2 exons. The record is from RefSeq and is a predicted model, not a curated record.